Molecule: messenger RNA, 891 nt
Organism: Nicrophorus vespilloides
Lineage: Eukaryota; Metazoa; Arthropoda; Insecta; Coleoptera; Silphidae
Gene: Pcmt
Product: protein-L-isoaspartate(D-aspartate) O-methyltransferase
Exons: 3
Coding region: 66-788 (240 amino acids)
Biological process (GO): protein modification process
Cellular component (GO): cytoplasm
Molecular function (GO): protein-L-isoaspartate (D-aspartate) O-methyltransferase activity
Source: RefSeq, a predicted model, not a curated record
UCUGGGAAACUGUCAAUGUCAAAGUCGAUGACAGUUAUUAUGUUAUGGAUGUUGGUUUGAAAUAAAUGGAAUUAUUGUUUUGGUUGCUGACAUUCACUGUGACAAUGGCUUGGCGUUCGCAUGGAAAGACGAACAUCGAGCUGGUGAGAAACCUGAGAUCCAAUGGUAUUAUUAAGAGUGAUACAGUUGAGCAAGCAAUGAUGCAAGUUGACAGAGGUCACUACUCUGUGAGGAAUCCUUAUAUAGAUGCUCCACAAGGUAUAGGGUAUGGGGUGACGAUAAGUGCACCCCAUAUGCAUGCACAUGCUUUGGAGCUGUUAAAAGAAAAGCUGGUUCCUGGUGAAAAGGCUUUGGAUGUGGGCUCUGGGUCUGGUUAUUUGACUGCUUGCAUGGCCUACAUGCUUGGUGAAAAUGGGACUGCAGUUGGUAUAGAUCACAUCCCUGAGCUGAUUCAGAUGGCCACUGAGAACAUUCAGAAGGGAAAUCAAGAACUCUUGCAGUCUGGUAGGGUGCAGCUGAAGUUGGGUGAUGGUAGACUCGGUUUCUCUGAUUUGGGUCCUUACAAUGCUAUACAUGUGGGGGCAGCUGCUCCAACACUACCACAGCCAUUGAUUGACCAAUUAAAGGUAGGUGGCAGGUUGAUUGUACCAGUAGGUCCAGCUGGUGGAGAUCAGCAGCUGGAGCAAAUUGACAAGAUGCCUGAUGGCACCAUAUCCAGAAAAGCUCUGAUGGGCGUGAUUUACGUUCCGCUCACGGACAAAUCCAGCCAAUGGCCGCGCAGCUAUUGACGCUAUUUAAUCUUUAUGAAAGUGAUGUGCACGCUGGUAAUAAUCUUCUUUAUUUUAAUAAUUUUAAAGAAAUUAUACUGAACGUCCCUUGCUAGGCUUUCUA